This is a messenger RNA of Empidonax traillii (willow flycatcher), 482 nucleotides long. RefSeq names its product myb-related transcription factor, partner of profilin-like. The record is from RefSeq and is a predicted model, not a curated record. Lineage: Eukaryota; Metazoa; Chordata; Aves; Passeriformes; Tyrannidae. The annotation marks the transcript as partial. Gene Ontology annotation, cellular component: nucleus. The transcript has a single exon.
GAUGGCGGCGGCGGGAGGCGGCGGAGCGGCAGCGGCGCGGCGGGGGCUGCUCAAGCGCAAACCCAACUUCACCCUGCAGGAGCUGGAGGUGCUGAUGAGCGAGGUGCUCCGGUACGAGCCGCUGCUGUUCGGCGCCGCCGCCGGCACCGUCAACGCCUACGAGAAGCAGAAGAUCUGGUGGCGGAUCACGCACAAGGUGAACGCCGCCGGCCGCCACCAGCGCGACAUCGGCGAGGUGAAGAACCGCUGGCGGGGGCUCCGGCGCCGCGCCGGGGACAAGAUCAGCCGGCACCGGCUGGAGCGGCAGGGCCCGGCCGGCAGGGCCCCCGGCAGGAGCAGCAACGGGAGUAACGGGAGUAACGGGAGUAACGGGAGCGGCCCCGCAGAGCCCGGCCCCGCACCCGCCCCCACGCCCGCCUGGGACACGCGCGGGGCCGGCCACGAACCCUCCGCACGGACACAGCAGGGACCGGCACCCCACG